This is a messenger RNA of Hymenoscyphus albidus, 1172 nucleotides long. Lineage: Eukaryota; Fungi; Ascomycota; Leotiomycetes; Helotiales; Helotiaceae. The record is from the annotation of a GenBank genome assembly.
AUGGCUGCUCAAGCUCAACGUCAGAGUCGCGACCGCGAUGUGUGCUGUGCUAUUUUCGCAGGACCUUUGCGAUCAAUCGAACGAUGGGUAGAUAUUGGUCUCUUGCGCCAACGUAAUACGAUGCCCUUCGACAAUUCCCAGGACCGCUCGCAACAUAAGUGGAAAUCUGCAUUCGAGGAAACAUGCACUAUCUACGAUCCGUCGCUUGUCUCUGAAUCAUCGGCCCAGUGGACUUCUGAACUGCAUGUCAUUUCCAUCGGUCUUACAAUCACUGAGUGAGUACAAUUCUGAUCAAUAUACCCAAGGCACAGAUUAUGGUCAACAGUGCGUACCUAAAUUAUUAGGGGAUAUUUGAGUGGUACUGGCUUCAUUAAACCUAACGGCAACGCCUGCUUUCACCGGAACCUCAAAGAUCCUCCCUCAGCCCCAAUGCUCGAAGCGCCUUGCUAUGUCGAUCCAAGAGCCUUACGUAACUCCCUGCCAGUAUUUCCUGUACACAUGUGUUGUCUGGAAAUCUUCAUGUUGGUCAUAGAUGAAUUGGCUGGUCUGGAUAGCCUGAAUUGGCUCUCACUCUAUGGUGCGAUGAAGCAUCUAGUCGAACCUGUUGAACGCGUCCGUCUCACCAUAAAUUACGGCAACCCACCUCGCCCAAACAGUAGCAAAUAGCAGUCGAAAUUUGGGAAGAAUACUUCGUGGCAUUCCCAUUUUCGAUUAGUCCCAACAAAGAUCUUUUCUGCGCAUUACUCGGUCCUCAAUUUGGCUUCCCAGCAAUCACUCAUGAUUUCAGACCUCACAUUCGGUUCGACCCAUUUGGCACUCUUUCAUUGGAACUCGCGUGCAAGAUAGCAUACUAACUCCCUACUGAAUCACUGUUCAACUUGCUGAAGGCGUCUGGUGCAGCUCACAUGCUUCUCAGCAAGGAUUAUGUCUUCUGGGGAAAUAUUAUCCAGCGGGAGAUGCCAUGGUUCUACGAGUUGCACGGAUUCAUACAGGAGGGUCUUACCAAAGGACGAGAUGUGAAGGGCAUGUUGCGCUGGGCUGAUAGGGUAACCACACCAAAGUUCGAGUUGAAGCACUGGAUGUUGGGCCUUGCCAAUCGGAGACGCAUCUGGGCUGCCUGUGAGGAUUUGGCUACGCAUUAUAUUUCUCGUCUUCCGCCCUCCGGUGUUUAG